CCUGUACUAUGUUCGCAGUCUCUGGUCAUCUCCUGUACUAUGUUCGCAGUCUCUGGUCAUCUCCUGUACUAUGUUCGCAGUCUCUGGUCAUCUCCUUUACUAUGUCCGCAGUCUCUGGUCAUCUCCUUUACUAUGUCCGCAGUCUCUGGUCAUCUCCUGUAUAUGUCUGCAGUCUCUGGUCAUCUCCUGUAGUAUGUCUGCAGUCUCUGGUCAUCUCCUGUAGUAUGUCUGCAGUCUCUGGUCAUCUCCUGUAGUAUGUCCGCAGUCUCUGGUCAUCUCCUGUAGUAGGUCCGCAGUCUCUGGUCAUCUCCUGUAGUAGGUCCGCAGUCUCUGGUCAUCUCCUGUAGUAGGUCCGCAGUCUCUGGUCAUCUCCUGUAGUCCGCAGUCUCUGGUCAUCUCCUGUAGUAUGUGCGCAGUCUCUGGUCAUCUCCUGUAGUAGGUCCGCAGUCUCUGGUCAUCUCCUGUAGUAGGUCCGCAGUCUCUGGUCAUCUCCUGUAUAUGUCUGCAGUCCAUUGGUUCAGAAUAUUUUUUUUCUUGUUUUCCUCCUCUA
This is a messenger RNA of Staurois parvus, 550 nucleotides long. NCBI's taxonomy places the organism in Eukaryota, Metazoa, Chordata, Amphibia, Anura, Ranidae. The record is from the annotation of a GenBank genome assembly.